UGUUCGUUGUUAAUCAUAUUGUAGCUAGCAAACGACGUUGUCAUGCGUCAAACAGUUAACGCGUCACUGACGGAUUCACAUUUCUAGAAACUUCUGCUUUGCAACCAUUAUAUAAGCAUUCGUUAAUGCGAAGCUAAAUGUGCAUAUUAAGUUAAUUAAUUGCUAGAGCGUAAUUAUCACGUAUUGUUGGAUUUUUGUGGACUGAACAAAGUGAGCGCGCCGUGUGCUGGACGUAACCGAGCAGUAUGGACCCACGAAAAGUGACAGAGUUAAAGGGCUUCGUGCAGCUGUGCGAGUCCAAACCCGAGACCCUGCACCUUCCAGAGAUGAGCUUCUUCCGGACCUGGUUGCAGAGUAUGGGUGCAACAAUCCCUCCGCCACCCGAGACAAAGGACUCAUGCCAGGGUGGCUGUCCUUGUGGUCCUCCACCUACGUCAGCUUCACCUCCUGAGCCUGAGCCUCCUGUGCUCUCCGAGAGUGAGGAGAGUGAAAUAGAAAUUGACAAUGAAGGAGUGAUCGAGCCAGACACUGAUGAACCACAGGAGAUGGGAGAGUUUGAGAACGUUGAGGUCACAGAGGAGAUGAUGGACCAGGCCAAUGAGAAGAAGAUGGAAGCCAUCAACGCUCAAGGGGACGGUGACCUGCAGAAAGCUCUGGAUCUUUUUACUGAAGCCAUCAAGCUGAACCCCUGCUUAGCUGUCCUGUAUGCAAAAAGGGCAAGUGUCUUCAUCCAGAUGCAGAAACCCAACGCAGCCAUAAGAGACUGUGACAGAGCCAUCCACAUCAACCCAGACUCUGCACAGCCCUACAAGUGGAGGGGGAAAGCACACAGGCUGCUGGGCCACUGGGAGGAAGCAGCUAGAGACCUGGCCACAGCCUGUAAACUGGACUACGAUGAGGCCGCCAGUGCGUUGCUGAAGGAAGUCCAGCCUAAGGCUAACAAAAUCAUGGAGCACAGACGCAAAUAUGAGCGCAAGAGAGAAGAGAAGGAGAUCAGGGAUAAACAAGAACGGAUAAAGAAAGCCAGAGAGGAGCAUGCGCGGGCUCAGAGGGAGGAGGAAGCACGACAGUUUGGGACAGGAGCAGGAGGAUUCUUCCCAGGUGCUGCUGGGUUCCCAGGCGGAGGCCCAGCUGGCAUGCCUGGUCUCGGAGAGUUCCUGAAGGAUCCUGAGCUGCUCAACGCCAUGAAGGACCCCGAGGUGAUGGCUGCCUUCCAGGAUGUGGCACAGAACCCGGCCAACAUCGCCAAGUACCAGAACAACCCCAAAAUCAUGGCUCUCGUCACCAAGCUGAGUGCCAAAUUUGGAGCUCCGCCACAGCCAUAGACGGGAAAAAGACCAAAGCUGAGGGGAGAGUGGAAACGUGGUGCAUCAGUCUGGAGAGCCACAACACUUUUCAACAAUUAUUCCACUGUGUGCAGAUCAAACAUGGGAGUGGGUGAAGGGUUAAUUGGUGUGAUGGAGAGAAAGCUGGGCAACUUCUUAAAUGUUCUUAAUCCGCCUGUUAGCACUUAGCAGCGUCUCAACAAAGCAACCCCAUGGUUAGGAGUCAGGUCUGACAACCUUUUCUGACUCGUCUCAGCUGGGACUUCACUUAACCACAGGUUGACAUUUCUUAACCUGUAUCUGGAAAAGCUAAACUGGGAGCUCCUGCAUUAAAAUGCUAAGAUCACAAAUAUUUUUACAGCCAUUUAAUAUGUCUUUAUGGUAUAUAGCUACUGGAUUUUUUUUUUCUCUGAACAGAGCCGAACUCUCACACACAACUGUUCAUACAUUUUUGUUAACAGAUCUAUUCUUAAUUCAAAAAAGAAAGUUGUUGAUCUUGAUGUCUGAACCUGUUGGGAAAAAUGAAUCACAAUAAUAAAACCUCUGUUGCUGCAAAA
Molecule: messenger RNA, 1882 nt
Organism: Scatophagus argus
Lineage: Eukaryota; Metazoa; Chordata; Actinopteri; Scatophagidae
Gene: st13
Product: ST13 Hsp70 interacting protein
Exons: 13
Coding region: 246-1325 (359 amino acids)
Molecular function (GO): Hsp70 protein binding; protein dimerization activity
Source: RefSeq, a predicted model, not a curated record